AUGGCGAAGGACAAAGACGAGUUUCUUUGGAUACUCGAGGAAUUGGAAAAUACUACUCACUGUUCUCGGAGUGUGUUGCUGCUUGUCGACUUGAAUGGCAAAAAGGAACCUUUCACAGACCCAAUAGAUGCCGAUGACGCUGCUCGCUACGCUGUGGUAAAGCACAAUUUCCCUGAUCCGACAGUGAUCGAAGUCAACAACACUCUAUACGCUUUCGCAACUCGAAGCGGAGCCAAUGCAAGUUUACACGUGCAGGUGGCUAGAAGUGCGCUUGAAGAUGUAUCCUUCUGGACUUUGUCCGAGGGAUACGAUGCCCUUCCAAUAUUGCCGUCCUGGGUCAAAAGCCCAGGCGAUGCAGCGGUCUGGGCUCCUCAGGUCAACCAAAGAGACGACGGGAUGUUCGUAAUGUUAUUCUCAGCGCUGCAUAGCGAGCACACCAACAAACAUUGCCUGGGUAUAGCGACCAUUUUAGAAGUGAUCGGUCCAUACACAGCAACCAGCCAAGAGCCACUCGUCUGCCACUUCGAGCUCGGCGGCAUCAUCGACCCUACCUUCCUGGUAGAUCCAACGAGCAACACGAGCUACAUUGUGUACAAAAACGACGGAAACGCCAUCGGAAGUGGAGGAGCGUGCUCGAACAGUAACUGGCCAAAUACACCGACAACAUUCCAAUACGAUAUUCUCACCAGCAACUUGACCGAGUCCGCUCUCACCUCCAACAACGGCAGUCAAGCAAUCAACACGGUCAACAACAGCACAAUCUUCCUCCACAACGAUUGCAGCGACGGCAGCACCAUCGAAUCCCCCUUCAUUGUUCACCACGCAUACCACCACCACAAGUCUGGCAAAACCAAACACGCCUACCACCUCCUCUACAACUCCGGCUGCUUCGUCGACUCCUCCUACCGCAUCGAACACAUCCCCUGCCUCCUCAACGACACAAUAACACACUUUACCGAAUGUCCGUGGCAGGAACUCAAGAACUCCGUCGGAAGCACGCUUCUCGAAUCGGCGUCUUAUGCUCAACCCGACAAUGAUGGGAAAGGCGACGCGGUAUUGUUUGCGCCGGGUGGUCCGGCGGUAAGUCCGGAUGGGAGGUAUUUGAUUUUUCAUGCGGAUGUGGUGGAGGGGUGGAAUGCGGGAGCUAUGAAGAGAGACGCAGGGGAGGUGGAUUUGGAGGGCGAGAGGUGGAGGAUGAGGGCGAUGUUUGUGGCGGAGAUGGAGUAUGAGUAUGAUUGGGGGAAGGAGGGGGAGGAGACGAUGCAGACGGGGUUGAGGGUGAAGAGGUUGGUGGUGCCUAGUAACUAG
Lithohypha guttulata is the source of this 1308-nucleotide messenger RNA. RefSeq lists its product as uncharacterized. The transcript has 2 exons. The record is from RefSeq and is a predicted model, not a curated record. Lineage: Eukaryota; Fungi; Ascomycota; Eurotiomycetes; Chaetothyriales; Trichomeriaceae. Gene Ontology annotation, biological process: carbohydrate metabolic process. The coding region runs from base 1 to 1308 and encodes 435 amino acids. Gene Ontology annotation, molecular function: hydrolase activity, hydrolyzing O-glycosyl compounds.